AUGUUACUCCAAAAUUUGAAUACAGGAGCAUAUUUUUAUGCUGAUCAACAGUCGAUUGAAUACACAUCGACACGGCCAAACAAUGGUGGAACUGUAUUGUUGUUUCAAUUUGAAAGUAAUUCGACAGAAUUCAAUGGAACAUUGUCCUAUUUAAUGAAAGGAAUUACGUGGAAACCUAACUAUGAUCUUUUUUUGACAGACAAUACUGAGGUCAAACUUCGUGCUUAUGCAAAUAUCAAGAAUGAUCGACAACGAGAAUAUAAAGUAGAAAAUACUCAUCUGUUAGGUGGUGAUGUACAAUUAGUUACCAAUUAUCCAAACUUUAAUGAUAUGUCUCCUGGCAAUGGGGGAGAUGCAAGCUUCGAGCAAAUUCAAAAUGAUGGCGAAAACAAAGUUGAUUUAAUCAUUAACAACUUAACAUUAAAAACAUGUCUACCAGCUCGUACGUCUAUUUACAAUCAAACUGGUCAAAUACUUGUUGGUCAAAAUUUACAAAAUUAUUAUUGGAAAUUUCGUCUAAAUAGACAGCAUAGUACAGAUUUAUUCUUAGAUCAGCAGAGAAAACGACUUUAUGUAACAGAAAUUGAUCGUAUAAUUAUGUUUGAUAUCAAUUCUCUGGAACAAGGUUUUGUUAUUCUUGGAGAAAGUAGUAAUCGACUGCCAAAUUUGAAAGGGAUGCGCUCAUCCUUUAUCGAUUUCGAUGAUAACUUUAUUUGGUUUUGGUCAAAGCAAGCAAACGAAGGAACGAAACUUCUAAGUAGCAAAGGCGAUUGUUAUAGGUUUUAUGUCGAUAAAAAGAAGAAUAUUUACGUGACUGAAACUGAAAAUCAUCGCGUUGUGAAAUACUAUGCACCUGUCUACUCUAACUAUACAAUUGCAGCUGGUAACGGUAUACAAGGAUCUGAUCGCAGUCAGCUUAAUUUACCAUUUAGUAUUUAUCUAGACGAAGCAAAUUCUGACCUCUUUGUAGUUGAUCAGAAGAACAGACGAAUUCAGAAAUGGUCAUCCGAUGCUAAAGAAGGCGAAACAAUCGUUUCACACUUGUUUGCUAAAGCACGUAGUGUUGUACCCGAUUGUCAUGGAAACUUCAUUGUCUACAGUCGAAAUGAAGCAAAAUUAUAUAAUAGAUUUGAAAUAACCGGUUUCGACGGAAUUGAAAUAUUGAAUUCUUCUGUAAAAUUUGAAGCUAUGGCAUAUGAUGAAACAAACGGUGAUAUCUAUGUGUUGAAUAUAAAAAGAAAUAAUGUAAUAAAAUAUACAAUUGAACGUGAAGUAACGCUCUACAAUAAUACAAUCAGUUCAUUGGAUAAUGAAACUGACGUCACUCCUUGUGAAAUAGCAUCAGAUUCAACAUGGAUGCUUAUUGGUGAAGUAAUUCUAGGUAAUUCUGUGCUUGGUUGUGGUUCAGCUAAAGAACAACUAUGUUUGCCAACUCGACUAUUUAUCACUUCUGAUGAUAUUCUCUAUAUUCUUGAUUCUGGUAAUUUAAGAAUUCAAAAGUAUAAUAUUACUGAUCAGACUGUUAGUACAGCUAUUAAUCGUGGAUUGAUUUUUAAUCCACUAAGUAUUUAUGUUAGUGAAACACAUGAUAUCUAUGUCCUUGAUCGUCCUAAUAAAACAAAUUCAUUUGUCAAAGUUUGGUACAAUAACAACUACAAUAAACAUGGAACGAUUCUAAUACAUGCUAAUGAAAAUUUCCGUAAUUUCUACUUAGAUCAAGAUUUAAAUAUUUACAUCUUAACAAACAGUGAUAUUAGAAAAUGGUUUGCACCAAAUUAUUAUUAUUCAAUUGGAAUCAUAUCAUUUCUUAAUAAUAGAACGCCAUUUUAUAUUGACCAACAAUUUUCUCUCUAUAUUUAUGAUAUUCUACAACGAACUAUAAAUAAAUGGUCAGCAGGUAGUCUUUCAAGUAUGACAGUCUUUUCUGGACUACCAUAUACUUAUAAUUCUGAACAAUUGAUUUUUACAUUGGAUUGCAAUAAUAAUAUAUACUUUACUCAUAUUAACAAGCUAGAGAAAAUUUCAUCAUACGUUAUAUAUCGAUUGAAUCCAAAGAAAAAUAGUACAGAAAUUAUUGAUCGAAAUCUAACUUCAGUUGCUGGUGUACAAUUUGAUAGUUAUGGAAAUCUUUACGUGACUGAAAGAAAUAAACAUCAUGUGAAAAUGUUUGCAAUUAUGAACUAA
Rotaria sp. Silwood1 is the source of this 2184-nucleotide messenger RNA. The record is from the annotation of a GenBank genome assembly. NCBI's taxonomy places the organism in Eukaryota, Metazoa, Rotifera, Eurotatoria, Philodinida, Philodinidae.